This is a messenger RNA of Penicillium verhagenii, 1182 nucleotides long. RefSeq lists its product as uncharacterized. Gene Ontology annotation, biological process: N-acylphosphatidylethanolamine metabolic process; N-acylethanolamine metabolic process. Bases 1 to 1182 code for a protein of 393 amino acids. NCBI's taxonomy places the organism in Eukaryota, Fungi, Ascomycota, Eurotiomycetes, Eurotiales, Aspergillaceae. The transcript has 4 exons. Gene Ontology annotation, cellular component: cytoplasm; membrane-bounded organelle. The record is from RefSeq and is a predicted model, not a curated record. Gene Ontology annotation, molecular function: N-acylphosphatidylethanolamine-specific phospholipase D activity; zinc ion binding.
AUGGGUUCAACAACCACACAAAUUUUGUAUGCCCUUACUGUCGCUACGACUCCAACUAGACCAGCCCCAGAGGACGCUGCGAAAAAGAGCCAUCAUGCCAAAUCCGGUUUCCGAAACCCAUGGGACUCUUGGCGCGAUGUGAAUCUCAAAAGCGUACGUGAUGUCAUGAUGCGUCGCUUGACCGGCAAAGCCAAUGUACCCGAUACAAGUGGCCCUACAGUCCCCGUUCGAAAGCCCGAAUUUCUUCCCAGCCGCGACACCCCAAAGUUGCGAGCAACAUGGCUAGGCCAUGCAGCAUACUACAUUGAAUUUCCCAGUGGUCUUCGGGUCCUCUUUGACCCUGUACUCGAGGAGCGCUGUGGACCCUACAACCUGGUAGGGCCCAAGCGCUUCACGGACGCUCCUUGCAAACCCACCGAUAUUCCCAUAAUAGAUGCGGUUGUUAUUUCACACAAUCAUUACGACCAUUUAUCAUAUCACUCGGUUACAGCAAUCGCCAAGAAACACCCCCACUGCCAUUUCUUCGUCCCUCUCGGUAAUAAGCCAUGGUUCCAAAGUUGUGGAAUUGAGAAAGUUACCGAGCUGGAUUGGUGGGAGGAAUGCGAUAUUACCUUAUCCCAAACAACACAGGAAACCAAGGUCGAAGCUGUGGGUGAAGGGCAUCCUGAGGCUUCCGAAAUUACGGCCCGACUCAGCUGUCUGCCUUGUCAGCACGUUACCGCUCGUGGACCUUUUGAUAGGAACAAGACCCUAUGGUGCUCCUGGGCUGUGGAAUCCGAGGGCAAGAAGGUGUAUUUUGCAGGAGACACUGGGUACCGACCGGUUCCUGAGCUUCCUGAAGGAGAAGACGAUCAUGAUCCAAAGUAUGAUUUCCCCGUUUGCCCUGCAUUCAAGCAAGUGGGUGAGUUCCGGGGUCCAUUUGAUCUUGGUUUGAUUCCAAUUGGUGCAUACGCCCCUCGUCAUGUUUGGAGCCCUGGACACGGUGAUCCGCAUGAUGCGGUCUCGAUUUUCCAGGAUACCAAAUGUAAGAAUGCACUAGGUAUCCACUGGGGAACUUGGGUUUUGACCGAGGAAGAUGUUCUUGAGCCGCCUGAGAAGCUGAAGACAGCCCUGAAACGGUUCGGUCUGGCUGAGAAAGGUGUCUUUGACGUGGUGGACAUUGGCGAAAGCCGAGAAUAUUAA